Amoebophrya sp. A25 is the source of this 508-nucleotide messenger RNA. The record is from the annotation of a GenBank genome assembly. NCBI's taxonomy places the organism in Eukaryota, Dinophyceae, Syndiniales, Amoebophryaceae.
CCUCGCGAAGCUAGUGGCUUGGCGAGACGUCAGGGGGUCGAUUUGCCUCGAGAUCGCCGCCUCGCUCUUUCAAAACAGAAAAGAAGAAAAGCAAAAAGGAGACAAUGGCGCAAGGCUUAAGCCCCGCGGCGGUAGUGGUUCCGCGUGGCCUCGUGAAUCCAGUCUAUGUCUUCGGUGGUGAGAGUAGGAACGGCGACAAGCGCAAGACAUUUACUGCGCAGACCAGAUGCUUCGCGCACGCUGUCUUUCAGUGCUGGCAGACGUGUCAGCCUCUUGCCUUAUGGGUAAGGAUGGCCUAGCUCUGAAAUCUUUGCAGUAGUUUCCAUCUUGCUUGGGGGUUAGCCUUUUGGGGGCUCGUCGCUGUGGUCUGUGUCUUUUUUUCAGGGGUGGGCCUUUCUAAUUGCUGCGGAAACGUUGAGGAGCUGCCCGCGCUCUUGGCUGGCGGAUGUGUUGAGGACAAUGAGGCAGAGUGGCCUCGGUUUGGAGCCUUUGCAGCUCUUUCCUGCGG